CCUCCCCCCGACUGCAGGAGUUGUAGGAGUUUUACGUGACUAUGAGUACUUUUAAACAGCAAGCCGGGUGAAGCUGCAGCACAGCUGGGAAAUAUCGAAAGACUGGGAAUACGAACACAGCAUAACAGGUCUUUAAAGUUCUGGAUUUCUAUGGAUCUGGGAUUUUAAACGAUUUCAAAAAAGAGGGAUAACCUAAACCCCAUUUGGGUAAGGAAACACAAGGAAGGUGUUAGUACCUGGGCUCAAGGUGGAGAUGGACGCGGGUCCUCUGGCGUCGGUGGCCGAGGGUUCUCCGGAUGGAGAGACGGUGUGUGCUGCUUUGGCCCGCUACGAAACCACAUUGCGGGAUGCCGUGCGUGAGAUCCACGUGGACGUCAGCGCUUUCAAGCUGGGCAUUGAGAGGAGGCUGGAAGAGGCCAUUCAUAUGAGCGGACCUCUCGGGCAAGCCGUGGCCCAAUUGCAGCAGGAGAAUCGGCAGCUCAGGGGCCAGUUGGAGGCCCUGACCCGACAGGUAGAGAUGCUGACGGGUUCGGUCUGCGACAGAAGCCCCCUUCUUGCUGGAGGAUCUGUACCGGCUAACAGCAGCACAGCAGGGCAUCAGACUCCGACCUCUCCAAACGGCUCUGCGGCCCCCAGCGUGACUGCCCUGACGGGUUCGGCGAGCGGAUCUGCCUCCAGCCCCACCGCCACACGCUUCUCCAGCAGAGCCACCUUUGCCGUCACCGGCAAAAAUAAUAGCACUGAGCGAGAUGAACCUAUUGAAGUGGAUCCAGCACCCAUUACUCAAGGAUUAGAGAAUGGACAUUUGCCUUCAGCAGAAAACUCCAGUGUGCCUUUAAGGGGAAACCCAGCACCUAAUGGUGUGUCACAAGAACACACAGCACCUGCAUCUAUGGCAAUGCCACACCUGCCCAUCACGGCAACUACCAAAGUAGCUGAUUCUGCAGUAAUGAAGAGUCCAGAGUCACCCGGUAGCCCGAUGCAAGCAACUUCCUCCGCUAUAACAGAUUCACUAACAAACAGUCAGCCGCUCACCAAAGGCAAGCAGCCACAACUUGAGUCGCCUGUAAAUGCAGGAUCAUCUGUGAAAACAUGGGCUCCAACUCCUGCAAGGACUAUGGGAUCCUCACGGCUUACUGAGAAAACAUCUGCGUCUACAAAGUCAGUGACCUACUCUGGGGUUUACUCACACAAUACAGAUAGGAAUGUGGAUAUGCCAGGAGAUUUAUCCUUUGGUAAAGGCAUUGAUCGCAGACGGGAGCUUUUUAGGUCCCAAACUCUACCUCGAAGCCUUGGGGCCCAAGCACGCAGAUCCAUUUUUGAGAGGCUGGACACUGAGAACAACAAUCGACCCAAGCCUGUGGAUUCCAAACCAAAGCUAAAACGCUCUCAGAGUUUUGGAGUCUCCAGUGCCAGCAGUAUCAAGCAGAUCCUUCUGGAGUGGUGCAGGUCCAAGACCAUUGGAUAUCAGAACAUCGACAUUCAAAACUUCUCAGCCAGUUGGAGUGACGGGAUGGCAUUUUGUGCCCUGGUCCAUUCAUUCUUUCCCACAGAGUUUGACUACAAUGCGCUUUCUCCUGUUGAACGCAAACAUAACUUCGAGUUGGCAUUCAGCACUGCAGAAAAGAAAGCUGGCUGUGAUAGGCUCAUUGAAGUGGAGGACAUGAUGGUGAUGGGCAGAAAGCCAGACCCUAUGUGUGUUUUCACAUAUGUCCAAUCGCUAUACAACCACUUGCGCAAGUUUGAAUAAGAUCACGGUCACUUCAGCCCCAGUUGACAAUGCUGCACUGUCCCCUGGUGGACACAAUUGAACUCUGAUACAGUAGCAAUGGUUUGGGGUUGCAAAAAGUCCAUAGGAACCAAUGUUAGUCGCUUCUGUGAUUGCUUUUAUCAGCAGCUAUUUAUACAAUUGUGUUAGACUGACAUGGCUUUAUGUAUGGCACACAAAUUGUGAGAAAAAAACACUUGAAGGAAGUGGAUUAUGGAGCCAUUUUAUAGACUGCAGAAAUAAAGAUAUAUAUAAGUCUAUUAGUGGAUAAUGUAUUUACCAAUGAAAG
Paramisgurnus dabryanus is the source of this 2057-nucleotide messenger RNA. It is a transcript of the gene smtnl2, whose product is annotated as smoothelin, like. The record is from RefSeq and is a predicted model, not a curated record. Gene Ontology annotation, molecular function: protein binding. Lineage: Eukaryota; Metazoa; Chordata; Actinopteri; Cypriniformes; Cobitidae.